AGAGUUCAGGGUGGCUGGAUGCAUGGUCAACAAACUCUGAAUUUCAAGUAAGGGUGCAGCGAAUAAUCGACAGUCAAAAAUCAAUGAGCAAAUUAGUUGCCAAUGACUUUAAUUAUUAAUCAGCUGGUGACGUCAUCAGCUAUAAUGUGAGUCACUGCCUGACAGCGAUAGUGACACCGCUUACUGCGAUGGCAACACCUUCAUGACCAAAAAUCCCCCAAAUCUUAGGCACAUGAUACAAACAAAGGUUGUGAGCUGUUACAUUUGCAAAGCUGACCUUGCCUGGCAUGGAAAGACAUUAGUUAAGCUGGAGCACCUGAAGGGGAGACACACUGCCUCUCUGGAUGAUAAAGACUUGUCUUGUAAGCUUCUUAGCUAGCUAGCUAAUGGUAAAAGCUAUAAUUUGGAGGAAUUAAGCACCGGCUGCAACCCACAUCAGUGGUCAAGUGUCCAAUAGUUGUUGAGGCAUUUCAGCCUGGACCAAAGUGGUGAACUGACUGACCGACCAAACCAACAACAUGACCAUCCCUAAAGGGAAGAAAACAAAGAAUACCUGGAAAAAAGAGUGUCUGAAAGGUGCAUUGGUUUAAACUUUAAACUUUGUGCUACAAACGGACUGCUUCAUAGCUUAUGUAUUAAAUCAGGUAAUUAAAAAAGCUCCUCAUAAAAAUAAGGGUAUAAAACUCUCUCUAGAGAGAAAGUGAAUUUCUAUCCAUGACUGAAAGAAAGGUGGUAGGUCAACAAAAGGAUGUAAAGGCCCCCCCCCCGAGUUGUGCAUACAUGGCCCAUAAAUCAGUUUUGCAUGAUAAGCUUGUUAAGUACCUUGAAAAGAUAACCAGUAAACUCAAGAGUGAGGGGAAAAAAGGACUGUCAUCAACCCUUGUGCCCCACUCCACUCUAUAAAGACGCGUCUCUUCUCAGAGUGACAUUCUCAGAGUGGAGCUGCUUUAACAGACCCAGCAUCUUAUUUCUGACACUAGAUAAUCACCAGAGAUGGCAAAUGUAGACGGACUCAUUGAGCACAUAGGAGACUUUGGGCCUUUCCAGAAGAAGAUCGUUACACUUGGUUCAUUUCCGUUGAUACUUUUUGCUUUUGUACUCGUCGGGGCGGUUUUCUUAGGGUACACUCCAGAUCAUUGGUGUUGGAGUCCUGGAUCUGAGUUCUUCCGGGAGGAAUGUGACUGGACAGAGGUCGAAGUGCGGGAAGUCAUUGUUCCCCGCUCUGAACAGUCAGGAUCCUUCAGCCGCUGUGAGAGGUUUGCAGUGGACUGGAGCAAAAGCCACAGCAAAUGUAAUAAAUUUGACUGGAUGCUGAGUUCUAAUGUAACCCAAUUGGUGCCGUGUGACAGCAGAUGGGUGUUUGAUAAAAGCCGCAGCACUAUUGUCUCUGAGUUCUCUUUGGUCUGUGAGAAGUCCUGGCUCGCUGAUCUGAAUCAGGUUUUCCUGGCAUGUGGAUUUUUUAUUGGAGCUUUUGUCACUGGCUACUUGGCUGACAGGUUUGGUAGAAAGCCAUGUUUCAUUGCAUCGAUGGUUGGCCUUGGUAUCUCAGGUAUAGCGGUAAUGCUGUCUCCAUGGUACCCGCUGCUGCUUGUCUUUCGAUUUCUACAAGGGUUUUGUGGAAAGGGAGCAUGGACAGCCAGCUAUGUACUCGUGAUUGAGUUCUUUGGAUCAAAAAACAGAAAAUUUGUAUCCACCGUGAGUCGGACUUUCUACAGCACCGGCAUGGUCAUUCUGCCUGGUCUGGCUUACUUCCUGUCCUCUUGGAGAACUCUGCAGCUGGUCAUGAGUCUGCCCUGCCUCCUGUUUAUCUUUUACCACUGGACUGUUCCUGAAUCUCCACGUUGGCUGUUCUCACAAAAAAGAACCACAGAGGCGAUGAGAGUUGCUGCGGACAUUGCAAAAUGCAACGAGAGAUCUUUACCACAUAAUCUUCCAGAGAUAAUUCUUUUGGAGGAAAAGAAAGAAGUAAAUUCUGUAUCAAUAAUGGAUUUGUUUAGGACACCAAGUAUAAGAAGAAACACACUCAUUUUAACAUAUGCCUGGUUUACAAGUACCGUUGUGUUUCAAGGCCUAGUCUUACGGCUGGGGAUCACAGGCAGCGACUUCUUCUUGGAUUUCUUUAUCUCUGCUGUGGUGGAGCUUCCCACCGGCCUCAUCUUCUAUCUGCUGGUCGACAGAGUCGGUCGACGCUCCCUCAUGGCCAUCACCAACUUCAGCGGUGGCAUCGCCUGCCUCGUAGUCCCAUUCCUCUCAACUGAUUUUAUCUGGUUGAAAAAGUCGAUAGCGAUCACUGGGAGGCUCGCUGUUGCCAUUGGAUUUGAGACCUUGAACUUUGCAAACACAGAGAUGUAUCCAACAUCUCUCAGAAAUUUGGGUGUGUCAGUGUGCUCAUCAGCAGGUGACAUCGGAGCAAUUGUGGCCCCAUUUCUGCUCUACAGACUGGCUAGUAUCUGGCAGGAGCUGCCUCUCUUUCUUUAUGGUGCGAUGUCAGUGUUGUACAGUGGACUGGUGAUGAGACUGCCUGAGACGAAUGGAGUCGCGCUGCCAGAGACCAUAGAGGAUGUGGAGAAUCUAAGAAGGGGGAAAGACAAGUCAAAGGAUGCAGACAGCUUUAUUGUAUGAUCGAAGCUGUGAUGACCUGGAAUAUUACUGGUUUAUUUUCUAGAUAUGUGCUGCGUUUACAAAACGAUGUCCCAGUGAAAAGUACUGUGAGAUGUACUACAGUGGUUGCUAUCGCAGGCUUGUGUUACAUUAGAUUUUCUGAGGCUCUAAAUGUGUUAACUAGAGCCUUGAUGAAACACAGAAGGUGUUAGAAGAUCUAAUGAAGGAUCCAUAUCUUUGCAACCUCACACCUUCAAACUGCAAAUUUUUCACAGUGCAAUUAUGCUUAAAUAUAAAGAGGUGGAAGUCUCAGAUGUGGAUGUUUUAUAGAACAACAGGAGAACUGUUUUGGUCCGUUUUCUUGCAUUGUACAGGGCUCCAGAGUGCAGCCAUUUUGGUUGCAUACCUGUCAAGUUAGUCACACAGGUGUGCAUGACAUGUAUUAAAUUUAUAAACGUGAUACAGAACCAAAGUUCACGAGCGGAAGUUCUCAAAGAUCAGGUGCUGGAACAUUUCAGAUAAAAUCAUCAACAUAUAUAUAUUUAAUAAGUCAUGUAUAUUUAGCGCACCUGUGAGUGCUCAUGUGAUUCUGUUGCGCGAACCUGAAGAAGCCAUGGGCAAAACAAGUUGUUCGCUCUUAAUAGAGCACUCAGAUCCUCAAACCAGCAGCUUCUGGCUAUGCCUCGAUCGAGGCUAAAGGGCAAAGGGGAUUGUGCGUUCGCUGUGGCUGCACCCAAACUUUAGAACAGUCUACCUCUCUCCAUUAAGGAUUCCCCAUCUGUGGACACUUUUAAGGCUAGACUUAAGACCCACUUUUACUCUAAAGCUUUUGAGCGCUCCUGAACUCUUAUCCCCCUUUUUUUGUUGUUGUUGGGGUUUUUUUAGUCUUUUGUAUUUCCACUCUCCAAUUUGUUCCUCUACUUUUGGACUUGUGUACAUGGGACUACACAUUACAUUGCUACGUAUCUUGAUCUCUGCACUUUGUUAUUUUGUGAUUUUACCUUUACUGUACAGUACUUUGGUCAACCUAGGUUGUUUUUAAAUGUGCUUUAUAAAUAAAUUUGAUUUGAUUUUGAUUUGAUAAUAAAAUCACAGUAAUUCAGUUCAGUGAACCGUGGUUUAUAUCGAUGAUUUUAUUUGUUAUUAUUAUAUUUAUUUGGUAUCUUAUAAUCUCCUAGCAUAAAAGUUGAUUUUCAGUUUCAUAGCCUGUUGUGACUCGUUGAGUUUUGGUCAAGUGUUUAUUCAGUGUUUGUCCAGUGUAAUACAGAAGUGUUUAAAAUGUUUCUUAUUUUUAAAAUUAAAAUAGUUUGCCAAAGUUGCCAGUGAGCAAAAUGCUCUUAGUUCCCAGAAAGAGAGCCUACCUCUUACUGAACUGUGACUCCUAAACCGGGCUAUGAACCUAACUGUGACUUCGGUGCACCCUUACACAACUAGUUAAGAAAUUACAAAUGUAUAUGAGAACUGAAAUAAAUGCUUAAAAAAACACUUAAAAUGUAUUAUUGCGGCACCAAAAAGCACUGUGAAAAAUUUGGGGUGCACCUAAAUCAUGUGCUGGUGCACCUAAAUAAAAGUGCACACCAGUGCAACCAAUGUAAAAAGUUAGUCUGGAAACCCUUUGUUACUCAGUGGGAUAUCUCCAAAACUAGAGACAAUUUAACUGACGAGAGUCAACAUUCAAAAAGCCCUUUACAGCUUGGCUCUUGAAGAAUAUGUUUGGUGAUAUUUAAUAUUUUUCUGACAAAUCCCAUGAAAAGACCACAACCAACAAUGAACCGAUCCUAUGAACAAGUAGAGAUGUCCAGAGCCGAUCCUGAGGAGCAGUAUCAUGAGCAAAGAGCAGUGUACAAAGCGCAGCUUAAAUAAAUACACUUGGGGCAGAAAGUGUCAGACCUGGUAAAGAAGUCCAAAAGUAUUGAAAGAGAUUUUUGUAAGUGAGUGUUAUCUGACAUCAUUUAACUGCUACAACACACCAUAUACUUGUUUUCAAACUUAAAUGACAUGCACAUAUCAACCUGAAGCAACCCUACAGACACUGUUAAGGAACUUCUCUAAAUGCCCAUAACCCAAUGGUGUCAGAGAGGAUUAUUUCUCCAGAAAGCAUGGCCACGUCAGUCAAUUCAGUUCUGAUUCAGAUGCUGUAUUAUGAUUGCUUAACCGUUUUCUCUUAUAAAGAAAUCUGGAAGAUUACGUGACCUUGACAGAAUUAUUUGUUUCUAGUUUAUAAAUGCAAAUAAAAAGAAUUAUGCUGAUAAACUACACACUUGUACCUGUCUCUUAUAUAAAUAAUCAAAACAGAAAGUAUGCUACUAAAAGGCGUCUUCUCUGUACUUUCCUACAUCCAGACAACAAUAGUCUUGAUUGUUCAGUUUUUUAAAUGUUAUACUGUAUAUCUAAUUGAGGGUUUGUUUUGCUAAGGCUUUUGUUCCAUUGUAGGUUUACCCAGAAAGCUUCAGAGCAGCCAACAAAAGCUGCCCUACAUACAUGGCGCUGACUGAAUGGGAAGACAUGUAACCAUAAAUUGUGUUGAAAAUCACUGGUAUGCAUGAGAAGCGGGAUUCCUUCAAGCGUAAAUAUCCGUGUUGCUACGAAAAGGAGGAUGGAAAUC
Molecule: messenger RNA, 5206 nt
Organism: Epinephelus fuscoguttatus (brown-marbled grouper)
Lineage: Eukaryota; Metazoa; Chordata; Actinopteri; Perciformes; Serranidae
Gene: slc22a3
Product: solute carrier family 22 member 3
Exons: 11
Coding region: 994-2622 (542 amino acids)
Biological process (GO): transmembrane transport
Cellular component (GO): membrane
Molecular function (GO): transmembrane transporter activity
Source: RefSeq, a predicted model, not a curated record